CGGAACACAUUCGUCCAGGUCAUCUUUCAACUUGUAUUCUAUCUCGUCCUCACUGCCGUCGUCUACUUUGUCUUCGUCGGCAUACCGCUGUGGAAAGGUACGACAUGGUACAUGUACCAGCUGCUAUCAAAGAUGCUCGUGUUGAAGUACGGCUACGUCAUCUUCAUCGGUAUCGCGACCAUUUACGCGUUCCUGCCACUGCUCAUCCUGUUUGAGAAAUAUCCAGAGAAAGCACUGCCGCUGGAUGAUCCGCGGGUCACUCAGACAGCCUUGAUCAUCCCUUGUUACAAGAGUGCCGGUAUCAUCGAGAAUACAGUCAAGAUGGCGCUCAAAGUCUUCCCGCCUCAAAACAUCUUUGUCAUCGCAAAUGGCAAUUCGCCCGAACCUUUGGACAACACUGCUGACGUUGUUGCACCGUACGGUGUUAACCAUGUCUGGUCCCCUGUUGGCUCGAAGAUUGUGGCACAGUUUGUGGGCUGCUACGCGGCUGAGAGGUUCAAGUAUGUACUGUUGAUCGAUGACGAUUGUGGCCUACCUCCAAAUUUCCCCAUCGUUUCGGAUCGCAUCAAAGGAAAAGUCAAAUGCCUCGGAUACACAAUCAAGUCCGUAGGACCCGGAUCGUCCAAGGGGACAUUUUGCCAGCAGGCCCAGGAUCUCGAGUAUAAAUUAUCCGGUCUUCAGCGAGCUAUGGCUGGGAAAAUGGGUUCUUGCACGUUUGCGCAUGGCGCCAUUGCCUUGUGGGACAGGAAGUUCCUUAUAGACACGUUCAACGAGCAUCCCGGAUUUUCCGUGUCGGAGGAUUGGUUCUUUGGACAUGCUGCGCGGAAGCUCGGCUCCAGAAUUACCAUGUGUACUAGUGUAUUCGUGGAGACGGAAACGCCUUCGGCUAUUUUCUUCUCUAGUGGCGGGUCGCGAGGUGGUUUCGGCGAAAUGACAAUCUGGAAGCAGCGUUUCUUCCGCUGGAACUUCUUCUUUGUAAACGGAAUCUUCUACAACAUGGCAUACAUCCUGUUCUCUUGGAAGCUCGGAUUCUGGGAGAUUGGCACAAAGAUCUUCGUCUUCCAGGAAGUCUUUGAGACGUUGCUAUAUGUUCUCGCACCUUUUGUUCUACCCAUGUCGUUCAUGAUCAAUCCUGCUUUUACCGGCAUCAUGACGGGCGUUACCACCGGAGUAUAUCUCAUCAACGCGGUUUUGUUCAACGAGAUACAUCUCCGUUUGAAGAAGGAGAGAGUCUCAUGGGCCUGUAUUGCAUACUACAUGUGGUACAAGUUUGUACUGAACUUCGUCAAUAUUUUGAGUUGUUACUGGUCUAUUCUCAAAUACACUCAAUACUUUGCCGUCCGCCACCCCAAGGUUAUCGAAGAUGAAAAGGCUCUCGACGUGGUUCUCACUCUGGACAAUGAAGAAGUGAUGAACCAGUCCACCACUCAGCCACUAGCGGCGCAGCCUCCGAGACGAGGAAUGAGCAUUCGUACCCAUUUCACCACGAUGCCAGCCGAGCAACAUGAAGAUCGAUACUAUGGAAGAAAUAACGCAGCAAGAGGUGUAGUGAGUAGGAUUGCAAGUGUGCGGCAAAGGGAGAGAAAUGAAGUAGAUCACUACAGGCCGUAUGAGAUGGGCUACUUGCAGCACGCAGAUGGGGGUGUAUAA
Alternaria alternata is the source of this 1650-nucleotide messenger RNA. RefSeq lists its product as hypothetical. Lineage: Eukaryota; Fungi; Ascomycota; Dothideomycetes; Pleosporales; Pleosporaceae. The transcript has 3 exons. The annotation marks the transcript as partial. The record is from RefSeq and is a predicted model, not a curated record.